Trichoderma atroviride IMI 206040 is the source of this 918-nucleotide messenger RNA. RefSeq lists its product as uncharacterized. NCBI's taxonomy places the organism in Eukaryota, Fungi, Ascomycota, Sordariomycetes, Hypocreales, Hypocreaceae. Gene Ontology annotation, molecular function: hydrolase activity. The record is from RefSeq and is a predicted model, not a curated record.
CCUACAAAGGUCUUCUUUCCCGCAUUUCAGCUGCAGAUAUGCGGCGAGCUCUUUGCCCCAGAGUCUGGGUCACCGAAUCGCAUGGGAGCAGCCGUCGUCAUCAGCCAUCCAAUGACGGGCGUUAAAGAGCAGACAUCAACCACUUAUGCCAAACUUCUCUCCACGGCCGGCUUCUACGCCCUCGUCUUUGACGCCGGAUAUCAGGGAGAAAGUAGUGGUGAGCCUCGGGGUCUGGAAGACCCCCACCAGCGAGUGGAGGAUAUCAAAGCGGCGGUCAGCUACUUGACAACUCUCAGUGGCCGAGUGGACGCUCAAAGGAUCGGCCUCCUGGGUAUUUGCGCCUCUGGAGGAUAUGCUUCCUACGCUACGCAGUCCGACAGUCGCAUCAAAUGCCUUGCGACCGUGAGUGCAGCCUGCGUGGGCCGCAUGACACGCAACGGCAGCGUUCAUCCAUAUGUCAAGGAGAAUCCUCAGGCCAUUGCCACAGCUCUGGAGGCCGCCGGCCAAUGGCGCACCAACGCAGCCAAGAACCCAACAUCAAAACCUGAUGCUCCUGUCAUGUUUGAGACAGACCCCUCCAAAGUCCACGAGGAAUCGGACUCCUUCUUCAGGGAUGCAGCAGCCUACUACGGCACCAAACGCGGCAAACACGAACGAAGUACCCACAAAGUUCCUCCACAGAGCUACGACCUGAUGAUCGGCUACGACUCAUUCAACUUUCAACAUUUGAUAGCGCCGAGGCCGUUGUUGAUGAUUGCGGGAUCAGCGGCGCAAACGCUGCACUACAGCAAGACAGCCAUCGACGGAGCGAGGCAGCCCAAAGAACUCUUUGUGAUAUCAGGGAAGAACCACUUUGAUCUAUACGACGACCUGCGAGAGUCCGGACCAAAGGUGGUGGAUUUUUUCGCCAGUGGGCUC